Molecule: messenger RNA, 2439 nt
Organism: Sphaerodactylus townsendi
Lineage: Eukaryota; Metazoa; Chordata; Lepidosauria; Squamata; Sphaerodactylidae
Product: vomeronasal type-2 receptor 26-like
Exons: 6
Coding region: 28-2439 (803 amino acids)
Biological process (GO): G protein-coupled receptor signaling pathway
Cellular component (GO): membrane
Molecular function (GO): G protein-coupled receptor activity
Source: RefSeq, a predicted model, not a curated record
UGCACCAUCCAUGACCCUCUCCCAAUAAUGCAUAAGUAUCACCAGUUGGGGGAUUUUAUCAUCGGUGGCAUUCUUUCCCAAAUCUACAUCUCUUCUGAUGCAUUAGCAUUCCAUCACGAUCCUUCCCAGGUUGAAACUGGUGAGCACAUCUAUUUCAGUGCAAGCAGGACUUAUCAGGCCUCCAUGGAACUCCUCUCUGCACGGGGCAGAUUCAUCCCCAACUACAAGUGUAGCUUCGUCAACAAUCCAGUAGUAGCCAUCGGGGGACCAAAGGCUAGCUUUUGUUAUCACAUGGCAACCAUUCUGAGCACCUACAAGAUUCCACAGGUAACAUACGCUUCUACUCCAAUGAAGAAUGACCAAAGCCAACCUGCUUCCUUUCACCACAUGUUCCCAAAUGGGGCCCAUCAAUAUAUGGGGAUUCUCCAAUUACUGCUGCAUUUCAGUUGGACAUGGAUUGGGGUGAUGUAUACAGAGGAGCACUAUGGGGAAAUGUUUGUCAAUGAUGCGCUUCCCAUGUUUUCCAAGAGACACAUCUGCUUUGAUUUCAUAGAAAAAUUCCCCCCCGUAACUUUUUCCACUGCGCUUGAAGAUAUGUUAUCAGAAGGGAAGGAAUUGUUUAGUUUUACCAUGAGAAGCUCAGCCAAUGUACUAAUUGUCUGCACUGAAAGUGAAACCAUGGCAGUUAUGAGAACAUUGCUGCACUUCGUGGCAUUUGACGAUGUACCCGUGAAGACAAAAGUCUGGAUUAUGACUGCUGAGAUGGAGUUCACAUCAUUUGCGUUUCAAAGAGAGUUGAGCAUACAGUACAUCCAUGGGGCAAUCUCCCUCUCAGUUCCUUCCAAGAAGUCACUUGGAUUUGAGAAAUUUAUUCAGCUGAGAAAUCCUAUAGUGGAAAAUGAAGAUGGCUUCAUAAAAAACUUCUGGGAGGACAUGUUUGCCUGCUCUUUGUCCAAACCCAUGGAGGAGGAGAAUGUGGAGCCAAUGUGCACUGGGAGGGAGAAACUGGAGAAUCUUCCCAAGACCGUUUUUGAAAUGAGCAUGACUGGCCACAGCAGCAGUGUGUAUGAUGCUGUCUAUGCUGUAGCCUAUGCCUUACAUGCCAUGCAUUUACAAAGAUCCAAGCAAUCGGUAAUGGGCAAUAAAGGAAGGCAGAAGCUUCUGAAUCAACAGCCAUUUCUGCUACACCUCUUUCUGAGAGGCGUCUCGUUCAAUAGCAGCGCUGGGACAAAGGUUGCCUUCAACCAAAACGGAGAGCUUGAAACUGGAUUUGAUAUUAUAAAUUGGGUCACAUUUCCAAACCAGUCCUUCCACAGAGUCAAAGUUGGGAAGGUAGACCCUGGGGCUCCCUCACACAAAGUGCUCACUGUCCACGAAGAGGCCAUCAUGUGGCCCAGCAGGUUCAACCAGACGCUGCCCCUUUCCCUGUGUAAUGAGCCAUGCCUGUCGGGUCAGAGUAAGAUAAAGAAAGAAGGGAAACCAUUUUGCUGCUACGGUUGUAUUCCAUGUCCACAAGGGAAGAUUACAACCCAGAUAGACAUGGAUGACUGUUUCCAGUGCCCCGAAGAUCAUUAUCCUAACAGACACCAAGAUUCAUGCCUUCCCAAAGACGUCAGCUACCUGUCAUAUGAAGAGCCUUUAGGGAGUAGUUUGGCUACUUUGGCUCUUUCCCUUUCUUUCAUCACAGCUUGGGUCUUGGGAAUUUUUGUGAAGCACCAGAACACGCCUAUUGUGAAGGCCAACAACCGCAGCCUCUCCUACAUUCUCCUCGUCUCUCUCUUCCUGUGCUUCCUUUGUGCUUUGCUCUUCAUUGGAAGACCUGAGAAAGGGACCUGCCUCAUCCGUCAAGCUGCGUUUGGCUGCAUUUUCUCAGUGGCUGUUUCUUGUGUGUUGGCCAAAACCAUCACUGUGAUUCUAGCCUUCAUGGCUACCAAGCCAGGGUCCAGGAUGAGGAAAUGGGUCGGGGGAAGACUGGCUUGGUCAAUAGUAGUCUCCUGCUCCCUCUUUCAAGCCACUCUUUGUUCUGUGUGGCUUGCAACCUUUCCUCCCUUCCCCCAUGUUGAUUUGCACUCAGAUACUAGAGAAGUCAUUGUGGAAUGUAACGAAGGGUCAGUGGCCAUGUUCUACUUUGUCCUGGGCUUUCUGGGAUUGCUGGCAGCUGUGAGCUUCACUGUGGCCUUCCUAGCCAGGAAGUUACCAGAUAGUUUCCAUGAAACCAAAUCCAUCACCUUCAGCAUGCUGGUCUUCUGCAGUGUGUGGAUGACCUUUGUCCCAACCUAUUGUAGCACCAAGGGGAAAUAUAUGGUGGCUGUGGAAGUCUUCUCCAUCUUGGCCUCCAGUGCUGGUUUACUGGGAUGUAUCUUCUUCCCCAAAUGCUACAUCAUUAUCUUGAGACCUUAUCUGAAUGUAAAGGAACAACUUAUAAAGAGAAAAGGGUGA